CAGCCAACCGCGGGGGACCCGCCGCCCGCCCGCGAGCUGGUGCGGCCCUCGGUGACGGAGCUGUCCCAAGUGAGGACCAACAUCCUGUGCACCGUGCCCGGCUGCGGCAAGGUGCUGCCCAACAGCCCGGCUCUCAACAUGCACCUCAGCAAGGCCCACCGGCUCCAGGAUGGAAAAUUUAAUGCACCAAUAAGGAAGGGUUUGAAAACUCCACAGAAAUUCUACUGCUGUCCUAUUGAAGGCUGCCCCCGAGGACCAAACAGACCAUUUUCCCAAUUUUCUCUUGUAAAACAGCACUUUAUGAAGAUGCAUGCUGAAAAGAAGCACAAAUGUGACAAAUGUAGUAACUCCUAUGGUACAGAAUGGUAUUUGAAACGGCAUAUAGAGGACUGUGGCAAGACUUUCCGGUGUACUUGUGGGUGUCCCUAUGCCAGCAGACCAGCUUUACUGUCUCAUAUUUACAGAACUGGACAUGAAAUUCCUGCAGAACACAGGGAUCCUCCUAGUAAGAAAAGGAAAAUGGAGACCUCUGUACAUAAUCAGCAGUUGGCAGAGAAAGCAAAUAAAGCAUUCAUCGAUACACACAGUAAUAACCCUGGGACUCAGGAGCUGGAAUCAUCUGAAGUGAAACUAGUGGCAUCUUUUGAAGGUUCCUGCAAUUCUAACUUCACAAAGCAAGUGCACCCAAAAUGUACACCGAAGAUGCUUUUGCCAAAGCCCAAGGUGGCUUUGGUUAAACUUCCAGUGAUGCAGCUUGCUCACUUGCCUGUGUAUGUAUCUGCAACAGAUUCUUCUGUCAAGCCUGUUGUAGUGGCUGUUGAUAAUCAAGGUUCAGUUGUGAGUACUGUUCAUUUAUUGCCUCAAUCUGUGGGAAUUCUGAUUCCAGCACUGGAGGCGGAAACACUUGUAUUUAAAGAUUCUAUGCCAGUUUCGAAAGUGACAAACUCUGGUGAUAACGAAGCAGUAAGUACUGGUGUACAAGUUGACUUGGAUAAGGUUGCAUCAAGUAGCCCAGGACAAGAGCUGGGGAAUGUUUGUCACAAGAAUAAAAUUUCUUCAAUAAAUGUACAGACUGACUUAUCUUAUGUUUCUCCAAAUUUUGUACCAGCUGCAGCCUGGACUCCCGAUUCUUCUGUAUCUUCCUGUUCUCAGACAGAUCUGUCGUUUAGUUCACAGGUUUCAUUACCCAUCAGUGUACAAACACAGACAUUACUGCCUGCUUCCAAACUGACUUCGUCCAUAGCUGCUCAGACUGAUGAUUUUAGUCAGGCUUGUUUUCCAACGUGUGGCAUUUCUAGAGAGACUCAAACCAGUAGGACGCAGGAUUCUAUUGAUGGACGAGUGCAAAUGGACCAGGCUGUAAUGUGCAGUGACAUCUUUGAAAAUGUUCAUUCAUCAUAUAAUGGUUCUACUCAAAUUGAACUUCCAGAAAAUAACUUAAUGGCUACAAAUAUAGAUCAAACCUUGCUGCAGAGGAGUAAUUGCAAGAGCCUCAAUCAAGACACAGCGAAGUCUGAAUCUCUUAUUGGGUUCAGUACCCAGGCUAAUAUACUUCCACCUCAAAAUACGAUGGAUAAUCAAACUCAGACAAUGGACUUGCUAAGUGAUCUGGAAAAUAUCUUUUCAGGAAACAUGUCUGGCCAGACACUGGAUAAUCGUGGCCUUUUGUCUGAGACUAGUUCUAAUGCUGACACGCAUCUGCCAUCUGGUUCAUCACAGAGCACUGGAAUAGACUUUGACAUUGAAGAGUUCUUUUCAGCAUCCAAUAUCCAAACUCAGACUGAAGAGAGUGAGCUUGGUACCCUACCCUCCGAGCCAGUUUUGGAGUCACUAGAUAUUGAAACUCAAACUGAUUUCUUAUUCUCAGAUAGUGCCACUCAAUCAUAUAGCUGCAGAGGAAAUUCUAACUUCUUAGGUUUGGAGAUGUUUGAUACACAGACGCAGACAGACUUGAAUUUCUUUUUGGACAGCAAUACCCAUCUGCCUUUAGGAAGUAUUCUGAAGCAGUCUAGUUUCUCCAUGAGCACUGACUCAUCAGAUACAGAAACCCAGACAGAAGUAUAUCCUGCCACUAAAAACGUACCUAACCAGAACAUAGAAAGCAAAGUCCAGCUCAAUAGUGCUGAAACACAGACUAUGGAUAGCUGCUUUGAGAAUCUUGGGAAUUUAUUCCUUACCAGCAAUGAGACACAGACAGCAAUGGAUGACUUUCUUCUGGCUGACUUAGCCUGGAAUACAAUGGAGUCCCAGUUCAGUUCAGUAGAAACACAGACCUGUGAAGAGCUGUGCUCCUUGUUUCAGAGCUCUGACAAGCCCAGUCAUUGAGUACUGUGUAACAGAACUGUUUCCUGUGGUUUGAAAUUAAGUUAUUGGGGUGGGAAAGAUGCAUCGACCAAGUAACCCAUUUCGCAUUGUUGAAUGUAGUUAUUGUGUGCGGUUGGCCUAAAAGACUUUUCAUGCUGAAGGUACUAAAUUGAAAAUGUAACUUCAACAUAAGUUAUAUGUGCAUAAGGGGGGGGGGAGCAUAACAUGUUAAUGUACAUUUGAACCUUAAACAGUUUGUGGUGCCUAUGUUUUUUGCUCAAUCUUCAUUACAAACUGCUUCAUUUAAACUGAAGAACCUUUUGAAAGUGUCCCACGUAUAUCUAUUUCUGGCUUAUGUAUAGGGUUCCACUGUGCUAGACCAAAACCUGGCCUGUCCAAUUCAGAUGCUUCCCUGAAUUGCAGGGGAGGAUUCUUUUAGUGUAAGCUACUUCUGUUUACUUUUUUUGGUAGCUUGUAUUUUUAAUCUGGCAUGAACAUAAUAAGCCGUACCAUUUUUUCCUUUAUGCCUUCACAGCUCUUUCUCCUGUUCAGAACAUUGCAACUUGAACACCCGUCCAGCAGCCAUAGAUACAUGUAGACUUGAAUUAUGGAGCACUGAUGGUUUGCAAAACAUGUAGAAAGCAGUAGUUGUUCUUCCCAGGUGCUACUGAUGCCCUUUGAAGGGUAGAAAAAGAGCUUAGAAUACAUAAUCACUUGGAAAAUUGUUACGAUGUCCUUUUAGCCCUUGUCAUCAAUGGGACUGAAGUGAUUUAAAGUCUUCAGAAGGGAUUUGCUUGAAUUAUUUCUGACUGUAAGACAUAAAUGUUACAGUGUUUGUGCCUCAGAAACUGGAAUAGUUUGUUUUUUCUGAAAUUCCUCUAUUUUCCAUGAAGAUGUAAGUUGGGAAAUGUCACAAUGGCUUAUAUUUCCACUACCUUAACAAAAGCCAUCAAGCAUGAGAAACUGAAUUCUGUGAAAUAUUUCUUUUCCUGUACUUGGAUUUAUGUUUCCAGAACUGAAGCAAACUCAACUGCAUACAACAGAGCUGGGAGAUGUGCUCACAAAAACCCUUUCAGAAAAGAUGUAUUUUGCUUUUGCACAUUGAUCUGAAGCAGGUGGUUCCUGCAGCUUUUGGGAAGUUUUCUGAGUGUAAUCAAAAACUUGGACUGAUCUGUCAAAGAGAAACAUGCGACCUCUUGGAUUUUUGUAUUUAUUUUACCCUUUGUACUGUGCUUGUAGCAGAUGUAUUCACAUGGAAAAAACAAAGCCAGUUGUGAAUGUAUGCUGGAAUUUGGCCUUAACCGAUUCUUAUCUUCUUGUAAUGCCUGCAGAAAUGUAGGCCUCUGUUUUUGUCCUGGACAGGUUUUAGUUUCUAUUACAUUAAUUGAAAAAUGAAACAUCUUUAUGUCAUGUUCCUGGGCUUUACUUCUCUGUUGUUGGGGGUACUGUCUGCGUGUUUGCUAGGCAUCCCACCACUAACGGCUGUCCAAGCUGCAGUUUUUGAAGACUUGCUGUGUUUUGUGCACAGCUUCGUAUCUUCAGCUCAAGGAUGUGGGAGUACAGUUACUCACCCAACACAGCUAGCUUGUUUUCUUGAAAAUGAGCAAUACCUUUUGAUUUUAUCUUACCACUCUUUAAAUUGCCAUACUUAAGUCAAUACAGCAAUCUGAUAAGUAUCAGAAUCCUGCACUGGUGGCGUAUGUCCUUCAUUUUGGAUAUAUUAAAUAUUUUUGUGAAAAUGCAAAGGCUGCAAUAAGGCUGUUCGUAGUUGCAAAAUCCCACAGUAAAGCUACUGAAACCUGGUCCAAAAUAUCCUUAGUCAAUACUACGUAUUCUUAAAAAUGAAACAAUUUAUUUUAAAUGGGUAAUGGACUAUUUUGACCACUGUUUUCAAAAUAAACUUCACUGAGAGCUAUUUCUUGGUAGUACUAAAAUGAUACUUAUCUCCCUUUUUCUGCAGUUUGUCUCUGAUUUGAUUUUCAAGGCACUGACUCUAUUGUAAGUAUUGGUCAGUAGUGACUUACUAUUUUGCUCAUUCUCUCCUCUGUGUCCUCCACUGCCAUUUGAGCCGCUAUAUGAAAAGUAACAUCAGGUUGUCCACAACCUUUUAGCACAAACUUUUAUCUGGAAGUGAUACUAAUACUACUUGUGCUUGCUCUUUGCAUUUCCUGCUUAAUUAAGUUACGCUGCCAUUGCUGGCUCUUGAUCUGGAUGUCUGUGUAAAUACUAUUCUAAAACUGAAUUAGUAGUUUAAUUAGUCUAAUUAGUGGUAGACUUGUGCGUUUCUUUUGUAUUUAAGGAGAAAGGCUGAGAUAUGCCACUGUCUAUUAACCACUGCUUCAGCAAGUCCAGUUUUUUGUCUCUAGGAAAGAUAGUGCUCCAGUAACCUGUAGAGUCUGACAAAUUGCUACAGUUGGUCAGGCUAUUUCCAAAUUCUUCAUGGUUCAUCAUGGUGUCAGGAAAAAA
Molecule: messenger RNA, 4770 nt
Organism: Meleagris gallopavo (turkey)
Lineage: Eukaryota; Metazoa; Chordata; Aves; Galliformes; Phasianidae
Gene: ATMIN
Product: ATM interactor
Biological process (GO): positive regulation of transcription by RNA polymerase II
Cellular component (GO): nucleus
Molecular function (GO): DNA-binding transcription factor activity, RNA polymerase II-specific; transcription cis-regulatory region binding
Source: RefSeq, a predicted model, not a curated record